Molecule: messenger RNA, 1424 nt
Organism: Closterium sp. Naga37s-1
Lineage: Eukaryota; Viridiplantae; Streptophyta; Zygnematophyceae; Desmidiales; Closteriaceae
Source: the annotation of a GenBank genome assembly
CUGCGCGCCUUUCUCCCUCCCCCUCCUCCUCCUCCUCCUCCUGCUGCCGUGUCAAGAGCGGCUCCCUCAGCACGUCCCCAGCACCGCCAGCACUCGCAGAUGCGGGCACAUGGGGUCCCUUGCGCGCCGAGUCAGAGGAGGCACCUUGCGCAGAGGGGCGUCACGAGGAGCAGCGCUGUGACGCUGGUGCCAGGGAGGCUGCCAGACCCACCGGGCUGCGCAGGGCGGACGCACCAGCAGCAGCAGCACUGCCUCCGGCACCUGUGCCUGCAGCUGGAGAAACGGGAGCAGCGGCGGCAGCAGGAGCAGCAGGCGCAGCAGUAAGAGUGAGUGCAGGAGGCGGGGGCGAGGCGCCAAUGGUGAAGGCAGGAGAGGGCGGGGAGAAGACGCGCCUCGUCCUCGGGGAAGCUGCCCAGCAUCACUGCCCGCUCCUCCCUCCCCAAGCUCCGUUGACUGAACGUGUUGCUCUCGCUGCCGCUUUUUUGGCGUGUUUCGUCGCGCUUCUCGCCGCUCCUCAAGGCGCCGCCGCCCAGAACGCGUUUCUCGUCGCCAAAGCCAGGAAUCUGCGCGCCGCUGCAGAUCAAGCAGCGACGGACCUGAAAACCGCGCAAGCGGACGCCGCCAAAAACGCGGACGAAGUAGCCAACGCCACGCAAGCGCUGUCCGAUCUCCAGAGCCCGGACGAUUCGGCUCUCAACAACUUCGUUACAAGCGUCUCUAACACAAACAGUAGCGUCUCGGAUGCACAGUACGAUCUCGAUAUCGCAAACAAGAUUCUUGCUCUUCGGAUCGCGGACCUCGCGGCGUUCAAGGCUGAUCCGUCGAAGCACCCGCAAAUCCCGGCGGCGCAAAAGGCGGUCAGCGACGCUACUCGACGCGCGAGCAUGACGACGGCGCUGCUACAGGAAUGGCGGAACGUCGUGCAGGAGGCCGCGCAAGCGGAAGCUGACGCAGAAAAGGCUCUCAAUGAUAACCCCUCGCCCGUGGCGGAGGCGGCGCUCGCAGCAGCGCAGGAUUCGCGCAAAUCUGUGGAGGAGGUUUAUCCGGACAUGGUGGCGCAAGAUCAGCGCGCGCAGGCGCGGCUGGGGCGCGCGCGAAAGGAAUUGAACGAUUUGAUGACGCUCGGUCCGCAGGACGAGAGCGUUUUUCAGAUGGCAGUGGACGAUGCAAGAGCUGCAGUUUCCGUCGCCAGCCAGGUGUACAACGAUUUGCAAGCUGCUAUCGCUGACGCGCAGAAGUCUGUUGACGAUUACCAGGCGAAGAAGCAAAAGGCGGUUACUGACGCGAAGUCGCGCUUGGCGAAGGCGAAACAGAGCCAGGCUAUCGCAGACAAGAAGGUUACUCAGUUCACGGAUAAGCUCAAGGCUGCGCUGGUGCAAGCUGACAAUGCAGAAAAGGCUGCGGGAAUCGGCAACAUCACCUAA